GCCACCGCCUGGCCGCCACCGUCACCACCGUCGUCGCUACCGCCGUCGCCGUCAUCAUUGAAGUAGCGAGAGAAAGAGUUGGUCUUCCUACCGUUCUCCGCGUCGUAUCGUGUCACAUAGCAAUCGCGCAGCAUAUUCCCGAUCGCGUGACAUCGAAAGGGACGCGACGAGUGAGAGAGUGACGAGAAGGAGCGUUCGUGAGAGGAAAAACACGUCCGCAUACACGGCGUUCGAGUCGCCUGAUAAUCCGCUAGACCGAGCGCUCUCCUCCUUCGGCUCGCUUCUUCCGGCGCGAACAUGAAUGAAGAAUACGACGCAAUCGUGCUCGGCACCGGUCUCAAGGAAUGCAUCCUCUCGGGGAUGCUCUCUGUCAGCGGCAAACGAGUGCUCCACAUCGACCGCAACAAGUACUACGGCGGUGAAUCGGCCUCCAUCACGCCCCUCGAGGACCUGUUCGGCAAGUUCAAGGCCCCAUCGCCGGAUGAAAGUUAUGGCCGCGGCCGGGAUUGGAACGUCGACUUGAUUCCCAAGUUCCUGAUGGCGAACGGUCUUCUCGUUAAGCUGCUCAUUCAUACGGGAGUGACUCGUUACCUGGAGUUCAAGUCGGUGGAAGGUUCAUACGUGUAUAAAUCAGGCAAGAUCUCGAAGGUGCCAAUCGAUCAGCAGGAGGCGCUUUCCAGCGAUCUGAUGGGGCUCUUUGAGAAACGGCGAUUCCGCAGUUUCCUCAUGUGGGUGCAGAACAUGCAGGAGGAUGAUCCAAAGUCGUGGGACGGCUUCGACCCCUUCAACAGCAGUAUGAGUGCGCUCUACAACAAAUUCAGUCUCGACAAGAACACGCAGGACUUCACCGGGCACGCACUAGCACUGUACAGGGAUGAUGAUUACAUAAGCCAAACUGCGAUAACCACCAUUAGAAGGAUUAAACUGUACAGCGAUAGUUUAGCGCGGUACGGAAAGUCGCCGUAUCUUUAUCCGAUGUACGGCUUGGGCGAACUUCCUCAAGGAUUCGCGCGACUCAGCGCCAUUUACGGUGGCACGUACAUGCUGGACAAGCCAAUUGACGAAAUUGUCAUAAAGGAUGGCAAAGUGGUCGGUGUACGCUCCGGCGAUGAGGUAGCACAAUGCAAACAAGUCUUUUGUGAUCCUACGUACGUACCUGAUCGUGUGAAGAAAAUCGGUCAGGUGAUAAGGUGCAUAUGCCUGAUGGAUCAUCCGAUACCAAGUACGAACGACGCACUGUCCACGCAAAUUAUCAUUCCUCAGAAGCAGGUUGGUCGUAAUUCCGACAUUUACGUGUCUCUCGUGUCACACACCCAUCAGGUCGCGGCAAAGGGCUGGUUCAUUGCCAUGGUUUCGACCACGGUGGAAACGAAGAAUCCGGAGAUCGAGAUCAAGCCUGGUCUGGACUUGCUUGGUCCGAUUAGACAAAAGUUUGUCAGCAUCUCUGACUAUAUGGCACCGGUGGAUGACGGCCUCAACAGCCAGAUAUUCAUAUCUACCAGUUACGAUGCGACUACGCACUUCGAGACCACCUGCUUAGACGUGCUCGAUAUAUUCAAGCGCGCCACCGGUGAGGAAUUCGAUUUCAACAAGGUCAAGCACGAACUCGGCGACGAGGAUCAGUAACCGUAAUCAUGGAGUACGCGCGUGCAUUUAUACCACAUCAUACCACGGGGAGAUCGAAGCGCCCAGUAUGAAUUCGCGUAUUCGAGUAAAAAAAUAAAAAAAGGAAACAUCGCUCGAUGAUCGCCGACCACGUCGGUAUGCGACAGUGUCUCAAGGCAGAUACUACGGAACAAGUCACGCUGCGAGCAGACCUGUGCCUAAUUAUGAGAUUCUCUUUAAAAGAGGAUGGAAAACGAAGGCAAAGUUGGCUAAAUUCUCUAUCUCUUUCUCUUUGUCUCUCUGCCCUACAUCGUCCUUAAUCUCAUCCUGCUGUUCCUGCGGAUCCUUCAAAGCACACAAAUUCUUUCUCUUUGUCUCUCUGCCCUACAUCGUCCUUAAUCUCAUCCUGCUGUUCCUGCGGAUCCUUCAAAGCACACAAAUUCUCAUAUUUACAUGGAGGAACUUUCGGACUCUAUUUCUACGACUUUCAACGGAUUAUAAGGUUAGAUCCUCUUGUAAAUUUAUAUUUUGCACGGAACGUAAAUCCAAUCUGCCAAUAUAAUACGUUCGUACGAAAAAUAAUACUAAAAGAGACAAAGAUAAAUGCAGACGUCCGUCACUGUGUUUAUACAGUACAUAUGUAUCAUAUCUUAAUGUACCGAGAUGUAGGUGAAACGUUCAUCGGCAGAUUAAAUUGUACAAAAAAAAAAAAA
Messenger RNA from Linepithema humile (Argentine ant), 2318 nucleotides. RefSeq names its product GDP dissociation inhibitor (gene Gdi). Gene Ontology annotation, molecular function: Rab GDP-dissociation inhibitor activity. The record is from RefSeq and is a predicted model, not a curated record. Gene Ontology annotation, biological process: protein transport; vesicle-mediated transport; small GTPase-mediated signal transduction. Lineage: Eukaryota; Metazoa; Arthropoda; Insecta; Hymenoptera; Formicidae. Gene Ontology annotation, cellular component: cytoplasm.